This is a messenger RNA of Humulus lupulus (European hop), 692 nucleotides long. RefSeq lists its product as uncharacterized. The record is from RefSeq and is a predicted model, not a curated record. The coding region runs from base 95 to 442 and encodes 115 amino acids. Gene Ontology annotation, molecular function: phenylpyruvate tautomerase activity. NCBI's taxonomy places the organism in Eukaryota, Viridiplantae, Streptophyta, Magnoliopsida, Rosales, Cannabaceae. The transcript has 3 exons.
ACCAGUAUAAGGGGAUAGGAAGAAUUUGGAAGCAGUAGUGACCGAUUUUGAAAGAGAGAAUUUGAAGUUUGAAGAUUGAAGAUUGAAGAACACGAUGCCGUGCCUUAAUCUUUCCACUAACGUCAGCCUCGAAGGCGUGGAUACCUCCUCUAUUCUCUCCGAAGCUACCUCCGCCGUCGCCAAGCUCAUUGGCAAGCCUGAAUCCUAUGUGAUGAUUGUGCUGAAGGGCUCAAUUCCAAUCUCAUUUGGUGGGAAGGAGGACCCAGCAGCAUAUGGUGAGUUGGUCUCAAUUGGUGGCCUUAACCCUGAUGUGAACAAGAAGCUGAGUGCUGCAGUGGCUGCGAUUCUUGAGACCAAGUUGUCUGUGCCAAAAAAUCGUUUCUUCCUCAAAUUGUAUGACACCAAGGGUUCUAACUUUGGAUGGAAUGGAACUACCUUCUAAAAUCAUCUAUUAAAAACAAGAGAUUUAGGUGAACCCUCAUGGAGGUUAAUGUAUUUCAAACAGCUCCAUAUCUAAGAAUUGGUCACUUCACCUUCCUAAGACUGGUAAUUAAGACAUUAUAUAUAUAGUAUUUCCGUAUUCACUUAGGUGUGGCUGAAAAAACUUGUAUGCUUCUAUGGUAAUGGUAUGUGUCCUUGGAAAAACUUGUGUUGUGUUCCAUUGGCAUUAAAUCAAAUCAUGUUGACCACUC